AUGGAUGUCUCGUUUUGUCCGACCAAAUGUAGUUUUUGGAAGGUUUUCUGGCUCUGGAGCAUUUGGGGGGACUACUUGGUUUCCGUCUUGGGUUGCCCUGCCAACUGCCUUUGCAACAAAACCGAGAUCAAUUGCAAAAAACCGGAUGAUGGCAACCUUUUCCCUCUGCUAGAGGGGCAAGAUUCGGGCACCACCAAUGGAAAUGCCAGUAUCAACAUUACGGAUAUCUCUAGGAAUAUCACUUCGAUAUACAUAGAGCACUGGAGGAAUUUGCAGACUUUGCAUGCUGUAGACAUGGAACUGUAUACAGGACUCCAGAGAUUGACAAUCACGAACUCAGGGCUCCGGAGCAUCCAGCCGCGAGCAUUUGAUAAGAAUCCUCACUUACAUUACAUAAAUCUCUCAGGUAACCGGCUGACCACUCUAUCGUGGUUACUCUUCAAGACGCUGAGGCUUACGGAACUGGAGUUGGAAAAUAAUAUUUUUAACUGCAGCUGUGAUAUCCGUUGGAUCCAGCUGUGGCAGGAGAAAGGGGAAGCCAAUUUGCAGAACCAGGACUUGUACUGCAUGAAUAUGGAGACCAGCCACAUAUCCAUACAGGAGCUGAAUAUCAGCCAGUGUGAUUUGCCUGAAAUCAGUGUCAGCCAUGUGAAUCUGACUGUCUGUGAAGGCGAAAAUGCUGUUAUCACAUGCAAUGGGUCCGGUUCUCCUUUGCCAGAUGUUGACUGGAUUGUAGUCAACCUGCGCUCUAUCAACACUCAUCAGACGAAUGCCAACUGGACCAAUGUUCAUUCAAUCAAUCUAACCCUGGUGAAUGUAACCAGUGAAGACAAUGGGUUCCUGCUCACAUGCAUAGCUGAGAAUGUGGUAGGAAUGUCUAAUGCCAGCGUACUACUCACUGUAUACUCUCCUCCCCGUAUCCUCAGCCUACUGGAACCUAUCCGGCAUAUAGAACACUGCAUCGAGUUUUCAGUGCACGGGAACCCUCCACCCCAAAUUCAUUGGCUGUACAAUGGCCAGUUUCUUAGGCAGACUGCCUUCAUCCACAUGGAAGUCUACCAGGGUGGGGAUGUCACGGAUGGCUGUUUGCUGUUCAACCAUCCAACUCAUUACAAUAAUGGCAACUACACCAUCGUGGCUACCAACUACCUGGGAACAGCCAACCAGACUGUCAGAGGACAUUUUCUGGAGAAACCAUUUCCAAGCAUUUCAGAUAUCUUUGACACAUAUGAGUACAGUCCAAGUCCCUCCCCUCUCAUCACAGUGACACAUAAGCCAGAGGAAGACACAUUUGGGGUAUCUAUCGCUGUGGGACUUGCGGCUUUUGCCUGCGUCCUCCUGGUGGUCCUAUUUAUUAUGAUCAACAAAUAUGGUCGGCGGUCAAAGUUUGGAAUGAAAGGUCCUGUGGCUGUAAUCAGUGGAGAAGAGGACUCUGCCAGCCCCCUUCAUCACAUAAACCAUGGUAUCACCACACCUUCAUCGCUGGAUACUGGCCCAGACACCGUAGUGAUUGGUAUGACCCGGAUUCCUGUCAUCGAAAACCCACAAUAUUUCCGACAAGGCCACAACUGCCAUAAACCAGACACAUGUUUCAGAGAAAUUAUGUUGAAUCCAAUAACCCUUCCUGGACAUUCUAAUCCUCUUAACCAUCAUGGCAUUUAUGUUGAGGAUGUCAGUGUUUAUUUCAGCAAAGGACGUCAUGGCUUUUAAAAAGAACAAAAACAAAACUCUCACACAAUCAACAGUGCAAAAAA
Messenger RNA from Python bivittatus (Burmese python), 1754 nucleotides. It is a transcript of the gene NTRK3, whose product is annotated as neurotrophic receptor tyrosine kinase 3. Gene Ontology annotation, biological process: positive regulation of phosphatidylinositol 3-kinase/protein kinase B signal transduction; cellular response to nerve growth factor stimulus; protein phosphorylation. Gene Ontology annotation, molecular function: neurotrophin binding; transmembrane receptor protein tyrosine kinase activity; ATP binding. NCBI's taxonomy places the organism in Eukaryota, Metazoa, Chordata, Lepidosauria, Squamata, Pythonidae. The record is from RefSeq and is a predicted model, not a curated record. Gene Ontology annotation, cellular component: axon; signaling receptor complex; plasma membrane.